AUGAAGAAGCCGAGCGGUACCCGGCGCCUUGGCAUCGGCGGCGGAGUCGAGCUCGGCGGCGACCGCCUCGUGAUCCGCCUGCCGGACCCCCGCUUCCUCCGCCUGGUUGCCCGGUCGAUGCUCCUCGCCGCCGCAAUCCUCUCGUUACCGUGGCUCCGUGGCACCCUCCUCCGCCGCGGCGACGCCGGAGAGGUCACAGCCAGCCGGCGGGCCAUCGACGAUGAGUACAUGCUCUUCGCGGCGCUCCUCCGCGAUCUGAGGCGCAUCGGGCUCCUUCGUCCCAAGAGCAACGUCGUCAUCCUCAACGAUCCAACACUCAGCGUUCGCAACACCGCGGUGCCGGACAGCUCUGCGGACUUCGUGUUCUCCGUCUCUGCCGGUGAUUUCCAUCGCAUCGACCAGAUCCUGAAGAUCGGCGGCGUCGCGGCCGUCCGAUUGAGCUCCGAUCCGUCAGAAUCAUUCCGGUCGCCGGCGAACUACCGCACGGCGUACGUCAGGCGGAUCGGCUCAUCCGUGGUUGUCGCAAUGACGAAGUCCUUCGCCAGCGAAGGGGGGAUUCGGCUGCGGCGGCUGCUGGCGGUGCCGAAGGCGAAGAAGGAAGCCCUAAGUGGGCUGGAAGGCGCGCUGCUGGAGCCGCCAGGCCGGCGCGGAUGGCGGAGGAGGACGAGAUACCUGCCGGAGUUGACGGGGGACGAGCUGGACGGGUACCCGCGGCGGGUGUUCGUGGAGGUGGUAGCGGCGGGGGAGGCCGGCAGCGGCGCGGCGUGGUUCGAGCAGCACUACCCGAGGAAGGGCCGGGCCUUCGAGGUGAUCCGGGUGGAGGUGGAGGUGGAGGAGGAGGAUGAAGAGGAGCCAGAGGAGGGGGCGUCACAGUCGCUGGCGGAAUGGCUGGAGAGGAACGUGAGGGAAGAGGAGUACGUGGUGGUGAAGGCGGAGGCGGGGGCGGUGGAGGAAGCGGUGGCGGAGGGGGUGAUCGGGCUGGUGGACGAGCUCUUCCUGGAGUGCGAUCACCAGCUGUGGGAAGAGGACGAGAGGAAGAAGAAGGAGAAGGAGACGACGAGGAGCGGGCGGCGGGCAUACUGGGAGUGUCUCGCGCUCUACGGGAAGCUGAGGGACGCCGGCGUCGCCGUUCAUCAAUGGUGGAGCUUCUGA
Musa acuminata AAA Group (dessert banana) is the source of this 1152-nucleotide messenger RNA. RefSeq lists its product as uncharacterized. The record is from RefSeq and is a predicted model, not a curated record. Bases 1 to 1152 code for a protein of 383 amino acids. The transcript has a single exon. Lineage: Eukaryota; Viridiplantae; Streptophyta; Magnoliopsida; Zingiberales; Musaceae.